This is a messenger RNA of Tinamus guttatus (white-throated tinamou), 2981 nucleotides long. The record is from RefSeq and is a predicted model, not a curated record. Lineage: Eukaryota; Metazoa; Chordata; Aves; Tinamiformes; Tinamidae.
AUGACAAAUGAGUAACCUUCUCCAGUCCCAGCUGGGAGUCUGAAAAGAUGCAACGAAAGCAGAGUUCUAAGAAUUCAAAGCAGCCUCUGCAAGUUCACCACAGUAAUCAAACUGACCUCUCUGCGUGGCGGAAAGGAGGGAAACCUGACCCUGAGAAAAGCCUUCAGAAUCCUACAUCUCAUAACAGUCAGGCAAACGAAAGCGAGCAAGACUCCUUUGAGCAAGCUGUGAGCUACUUUGAGAAAGUUCAAAGUCCGGUUUCGCUGAGAAAGAAUGAAGUUCUGCAGAAACACUUGGCCACGGUGGAAAGCACUGCCCUGGAAAAAGGAUUACCCCCUGAAGCAUUUGAUGUGUUGCUGAAUGUGGCACUCAGCGGCAAAUUUGCUGAUGCAGUGAAUACUCGGUUACUGAAGAGCCUAAUUCCAGCUUCAGUAAUACCAGAAAGUUCUUUGGUUUCAUCUGUAUCUUGGCUCUGUGUCAGCAAAUGCUCAGGCAGCAUCCAGCUGCUUUUUAUAAGAUGGGUGAUCUCAAUGUUCGACUUCAUUGAUCACAAGGACCAACUUCAUGCCCUCUAUGGUUUCUUCUUUUCCUUCCUGCAAGAUGAGAAGAUGUGUCCCUAUGUCUGUCACCUGCUUUACCUGCUGACCAGGAGAGAAAGUGUCAAGCCUUUUCGCAUUAGGAAACUCCUGGACCUCCAAGCAAAAAUGGGAAUGCAGCCUCAUCUGCAGGCUCUGCUAUCGCUUUACAAGCACUUUUGUCCAGAGCUGGUCUCCAUAACCCUUUCUGGGAGGAUGAAGACCUACUUCAAGAAUUCAGAGGGACCGUGGAAGGCAGCAAUCAGCGCAAUAAGGCGAAGGAACCAGAAAAAAUCGCCAGUUUUCCAGCCACUGCUUUUAGGCACAACUCAACAUCAGUCCCGGAAGAGAAAAUGGAAUACCCAGCUGAUUUUACCUGCAAGCAGUGCCAGCACAAGUAAUUUAGCAGAUGUCAAGGAUAAGAACAGUGAUUUAUACAAUAUCAGCAAAUCUUUCCCGGUGGAACAGCUGCAGACCUUUUCUCAGCUCCUACAAAAUAUCCACCAUCUAGAGCUUCCUUCCCAGAUGGGUUCUGUGCUAACACAUCCCUUGUUGCUUCACUACAUGAAUUGCAUCAAAGAUGAAUCUAUUUACCUGAGGCUCCACUAUUGGAUGGGCCAGACUCUUCAGGAAGAAUGCACUUGGUGUGUGGUUGAUAGUAGUCAAUAUGAGGAAGAAUUCAAGGACUUCCUGGAAAUAGUCCACAAGGCGGAGUGUUUUUUGCAGGAGGGAUUUUCUUCCUGUGAAGAGUUCCUGUAUAGAAGCCUUCCUUUCUGGGAUGGCUUCUGCUGCCGAUCACAAGUCCUCAGACUCAUGACUUGGAUCCCACUCAGCAGCUUCUCUGAAAUGAAGUCGUAUCUCUAUGGUCCCCUGGCACAGCUCUUUUUCACAUCUUCCCUUUAUUUUAAGUGCAGUGUUCUUGAGAGCCUGAAAGAGCUGUUGCAGAACUGGUUAAAUUGGCAUAUGAUUGAGCUGGGUUCAGAGUCUGAUUCUCAAAAUCAUUCUUUGAAUACCACUCUGUCUGGGCUGGUGAACGUGGUGGCUGAGCUGAUCCACUUUGUUGGACGGAUCUCUGCCAUCGCACUGCAGUUGGAAAACAACGUUACUUUCUUGCUGUAUUUCAUUCUGGAUUUCUAUGAGACGGUGUGUGACAUUUAUCUUCGGUACAACCUGCCUUUGCUGAUAAUGCCUCCUGCUGGAGUCUUCUACCCAGCACUGCUCAGCAUGGACUCUGUCAGCUUGAAUCAGCUCUGCUACAUCAUGUACAGGUACCGAACCAACUUGGUAGCUGCAAAAGAAAAUGAGAUGAUUAAAAAGAAAGUACUGCAAUUCCAGUUCAGCAGCCAGACCUACCAAGAAUACAACCAGUAUCUAAUAGCCAUGGUGGGGUGUCUGUGGACAUCCAAUGCCUUCCAGAAGGACAUUCAUCCUGAAGGUCUUCGUCUGGAUGAAGAAGUGCUAAAGAAAACCAGAGUGAAGGACUUCAAAAACAGCUUUAACAUUGUCUACCAUCCAGCCCUGAUGGGUUAUGCUCUCCUCUUCCUGCAGCAGGCCUGGCCAGAUGAUAACACCUUCAACUUUAGUUUAAUUAAGGGAAGGAAGUGGAACUGGUAUCUGGAAUAUCUCUAUGCACAAGGCUUAAAAGGCCUGAAACUCUUUAUUGAAAGCAGCAUAAGCCGCGUUUCUUUGGUCUCUCAAAGUAAAGAAGGCAAUAUGGUAUCUCUGCGGCCGGAGCGAGGCUGUUCCUGCUGGCGAUGUGAUCGCGUAGCAACACAGGAGGAGGAGGAGGAGGAGGAGGCGGCGGGAGCCCCAGCAUGCGGCCCCGGCACCGCCACCUCCCUGCUGAAUCACAGGGACAGCCCCGACGUCGCCCGCAGCCCGGAGCCUCCGGCCCGGCGCGCUCCCAAGGUAGGCCCUGCCGGGAGCCGCUUCCCGGGGAUAGGGGCCGGGGCGGUUGGACGUCGGGAAGGCGCUCGGUGCCUGCGCCCGUGUCCCUUCGUGGCCGUGUAUCCGGAGGCCGCUCACGCGCCGUGGCCGGGGCGCAAAGCAUUUGCGCUCGCGCUUCCAAACCUGGCUGCGGGCGAGCUCGUGGUUGGCAACCACGUUCUGGUCAUCACUGGAAAAACACCUAAUCCCAGCUUGGCGGCACCCCUGGGGUUAAGGCAGGUCGGAGGCCGCUGGAAUUCCUCCGGACAAAGCUGGGAUUCAGCGGGCGGCACAGCCGCCCCCCUCCAGAUUCCUGGGGAGUCAGUGCAGCCGCGGCCCCGCUCUGCCCCGCACACGGCGCUCUCCCUGCUCCCGGCGGCGAUGCCGGCUCCGGCGGCGGAGCGGGGCGGCCCUGCGGCGCGACCGGCGGUCGGCGCAGGUAGGGGCACCUCGGGGGCCCGCCUGGGGGCCGCGGGUUGA